AACGAUCACGCCAUUGGUGGACAAGUGAUGGGGGAAGUGCAGCUCAUCUGCGGUCACCAUACCUCGGUAAAAGUAUUUAGGGCUGGUGAAAAACAAAAAGGCGCUGUUUCUAGAGUAUUGUAAGUAAGGGCUUUGGAAAAGUUUGCAUUUUUAGGAGGAUUUUUCGGAGUCUUAUCGUUCCGUCAUGGAGGUUGGUGAAGAGUCGUCUCCCACUCUGGCAUUCGAGAAGGACGCGCUUGACCUCACGGUUGAAGAUGUUUAUGACAUUUCGUACGUGAUCGGACGAGAUUUGUUAAAAAUCAGCAGCACGGGAGAAGAAGUGUCGGAUUUGAAGUUCAGGAUAGUCCGCAUUUUAGAAAUGUUCGAGACUUUAGUGAAUAAGUACAACUUGUCCCUCGAGGAACUGAAAAUGGAGCGGGACAACUUAAAGAGUGAACUAGACAGGCUCAUCAAGGAUGGCUCGGCGGGGCAGGCCACGCGAAUAGUCGGACCAAAUCAGCUGCUGGUGGACCUUACAGACCCCAACAGACCGCGCUUCACCAUGCAGGAGCUGAAGGAGGUACUGCAGGAGAGGAACCGGCUGAAGGCUCAGCUCAUGGUGGCCCAGGAGGAGCUUCAGCUGUACAAGAGUGGGAUUCUGCCACAGGCUGAACCAGCCAUGGUGGAAGUGGAUCUGGAGAUACCAGCAACUACAGAGCACAGUUCAGCCACCAUAAAUGAUGCAAAAGAGGAGAGGAUGACCAUAGGCAAAUUGUUUUCAUUCAGGCGAAAAUGAAAAAUCUAUAGCGAGAUCUGAGCACGUAGAAGACAAACAGGAUUUGUCAGCCUACUGUAUCAUCAGUUAGCCACUUUUAUACUAUUUUUUACAAUGUCUGUUUCUUAAUCUAACAAGCUCUGUACAGGGUUAUUCAAAAAGAAUGAACUGAUCUCAUUACGCAUUGCUUCAGUUCUCAAGCAUCAUCAUGGAAUGAGUCAGUGACCAUUUGAACGAGGAGUUAUCUAAGUUUUGAAUGGCUGCCACAGGCAUUAACCUUGAUGGCCUUAAACAUCGAAUAACAACAGCGAUCAACUCAGUGGAUCGUGAUAUGCUAAUACACGCCUGGGAGGAAUUCCCUUAUUGCAUUGAUGUUGCCUGUGCUGGCCACAUUGAACACUUUUAAGACAGGAAAUAAAAGUUGAUUGUGAGUAGAAUACUUGUGACUUGGCUGGAGUUUUGUAUUACUUUUCCUUAAGAUAUUGCGUAAUGAAAUCGGUUCAUUCUUUUUGAAUAACCCUGUAUUUUGUACCUGUUAUUUGAACCUAAGGUGGUUUGUAGUAAUAUGGAGUUGCAAAAUGAAAUUACUGUGUAUAUAUAAAUAUAUAUUAUGGAAUGAUUGAUAUCAAAUGAAACUGGAAAGUAUUAUCCAACUAGUUGGAGAUUUUGAGUGCACUCAAAAUUGUUUUUUUACUCAGUCUUUCCUUUGGGAGUGAUGAAGUACUCUAUUUACAGACGAAGUUUGCAACAGGCUUCAUGUCGGUCCAGUAAUCGACACACAUUUUCAGCUGUCAGCUAUCAAAGCUGUCCGCUCAAAUUAUUCAUUAAAAUAUUUUUCUGUGUUUGGCUACUUUUUAAAGGCUUCUGUUAUUUAACUGUGAUGCAGAAGGCAUUUGCCACAGACCAUAAACUACAGUAUUUGACUUCACACAUUAAUAUCAGGGUAAUGAGGACAGUUAUUCAAGUCAUGGAGCAGGAUCUUAAGGGAGGACCCCUGUUGACAGCUUAAAAAACAAAUUUCUCAGCAAAAGAGAACCAAAGAACAGACUUUACUGAAUUAACAGAGUUCACUCAAAAUUUUGUUGCACAUGCUAAAGGUACUGACAACACAGCUGCUGUCCUUCCACGACACAAUGUUUUUGUCGCUCUGGCUACAAUAGAACAUUCACAGCAUUAUGAACUAGAUUUUUAUUUGCCUGUUUUUCCAGUUUUACCACUCCUUUGCAAUACUUUGGUACAAAUUAGCAUCAUCUUCACCAGUAGCACUGCAGGAUGGUUGUAAAUAUGACAGUAGGGUGCCUGUAGAUUAAAGUGCAAACCCUAUAAACACAGUGUUGUUGGUUCUAUUCCAACUGGAGAAUGGUGUCACAGGUAAUCAACUCAUGGUUAAACAUCGUUUUCCAUGAAAGCUGCAAUGAAAAACUAUUUUAUUCUUCAAUUUACAGCACAGGUAAUAAGUUACAAUUGUGAAUUUGAAUGGUCAGAAUUAUAUUCCUACAAAAUGUCACAUUGUCCAGGAGGUUUCCUGGACAAUGUGAAACUUAUCCAGGAGAAAAACACUUCAAGCUUGCAUCCAUCUACUACAGUUAGGUAAGAAAUAUAAAAGCAUGAUAAAAACAACUGUUGCAAAAAUACACUGAGCUGACGCUUUAGCCUCCACCUAAAACAAAAACAGUUUUUGUACUUAAAAAAAAAAAA
Monopterus albus (swamp eel) is the source of this 2452-nucleotide messenger RNA. RefSeq names its product Rab interacting lysosomal protein-like 2 (gene rilpl2). The record is from RefSeq and is a predicted model, not a curated record. NCBI's taxonomy places the organism in Eukaryota, Metazoa, Chordata, Actinopteri, Synbranchiformes, Synbranchidae. Gene Ontology annotation, molecular function: protein dimerization activity; dynein light intermediate chain binding; small GTPase binding. Gene Ontology annotation, cellular component: ciliary basal body; cytoplasm. The transcript is spliced from 4 exons. The coding region runs from base 185 to 775 and encodes 196 amino acids. Gene Ontology annotation, biological process: cilium assembly.